Molecule: messenger RNA, 664 nt
Organism: Hydra vulgaris (swiftwater hydra)
Lineage: Eukaryota; Metazoa; Cnidaria; Hydrozoa; Anthoathecata; Hydridae
Product: enhancer of rudimentary homolog
Source: RefSeq, a predicted model, not a curated record
CGAUUAUAAAUAUCGGAGAUUACUUUCUGACCUUACGAGACCAUUACUGGAUUUACAUUAAACUGCAUUAGUUCAAGAUUUUUCAAUACACUACUAAAUUUUUAAAAUAUCUUCGAUUUUUCUGGAUAGCGAUGUCAGAUCAUACAAUACUUCUUGUUCAACCAAGCAACAAACUUGAAACAAGGACUUAUUCAGAUUUUGAAACUGUUGAUGAAUGCAUGGAAGGAGUUUGCAAAAUUUAUGAGGAGCAUUUGAAGAGAACACACCCAAACAGCCCUUCGAUUACAUAUGAUAUUAGUCAGCUAUUUGAUUUUAUUGACAAUCUAACUGAUCUCAGCUGUUUAAUAUUGGAUAAAAGCAAGCAGUUAUAUGCACCUAAAGGCAAAGAGUACAUAAAAGAUCGGAUAUAUAAAAUGCUACGCGGACAAGCAGGAAAGUGAUAACAUUAUAACUAAAAAAAUCUGAAUAAAUUGUUUUUUAAAUAACAUGAAAACAAUAUAUCAGUGUUUGCUUAGUAACACUUAAAUAGGAUAUGAUAAAAUGGUAUUUAGUGUAAAUUUGUUUAAAACCCGUACAAUAAAAUUAUAGUACUAAACUGUGAAAAUAGCAUAACUAAUUAUGACAAUUAAAGUAUCUAAUAAAAAAUAAUAAGUUUUUUGUGUGA